This is a messenger RNA of Archocentrus centrarchus (flier cichlid), 1247 nucleotides long. RefSeq names its product peroxisomal trans-2-enoyl-CoA reductase (gene pecr). Gene Ontology annotation, molecular function: trans-2-enoyl-CoA reductase (NADPH) activity. The record is from RefSeq and is a predicted model, not a curated record. Gene Ontology annotation, cellular component: peroxisome. The transcript is spliced from 8 exons. Gene Ontology annotation, biological process: phytol metabolic process. Lineage: Eukaryota; Metazoa; Chordata; Actinopteri; Cichliformes; Cichlidae. The coding region runs from base 30 to 926 and encodes 298 amino acids.
ACUUUGAUCAGCAGGGUGUAGAAAGAAGCAUGGCGGCGUCCAGUGUGUUCCGACCGGGCUUGUUCAACCAUAAAGUUGCAAUAGUCACGGGUGGAGGCACCGGGAUCGGUAAAGCUAUCUCUGCGGAGCUGCUGGAGCUGGGCUGCAGUGUGGUGAUCUCCAGCAGAAACGCAGACAGGCUGCAGGCAGCAGCUCAGGAGAUGAGGCAGAAGAUCCCUCCUUCCAGUCCUGCGAGUGUCACUCCUCUGCCCUGUAACAUCCGCAGUGAGGAUGAGGUGAAGGCUCUCGUGUCAUCGGUGCUGAAGCAGUACGGACGGAUAGACUUUCUGGUGAACAAUGGAGGGGGUCAGUUUAGCAGCCCUGCAGAGGACAUGUCCUCCAAGGGCUGGAAGGCUGUGGUGGACACCAACCUGACUGGAACCUUCCACUGCUGCAAGGAGGUCUACACCGCAUGGAUGAAGCAGCAUGGAGGCGCCAUCGUCAACAUCAUCGCCAACAUGUGGAAUGGCUUCCCAGGCAUGGCCCACACGGGAGCAGCGAGGGCAGCGGUGGAUAACCUAACCAAGACUCUAGCCAUCGAGUGGGCAGCCUCGGGAGUCCGAAUCAACGCUGUUGCACCUGGUUCCAUCUUUUCCAAAACAGCGAUGGAGAACUAUAAAGAACUUGGACCACAUCUUUUCAAGAUGUCUGUUCCAUUCAUUCCUGCAAAGAGGCUGGGAGUGCCAGAAGAGAUCUCAUCUGCAGUGUGUUUCCUGCUCUCUCCUGCUGCUUCCUACAUUUCUGGAGCCACUCUGAGGGUCGAUGCGGGACAAAGUUUGUAUACAACCAUGUGGGAGAUACCGAACCACAGUGCAUGGCCUGAGGCUCCAGAGGGGCAGAACCUGGAUGCUCUAAAGGAACUGCUCAACCCACAAAGCAAACUCUAAUUCACUGCUGUGACACUUGGUCAAAAGGCAUCGUGGACUUUGAGCCACAAACACUGUCAAAAACACCGCGAUGACCUGGUUAGAACAUCUGUAUAUGUAGUGUGUGACAGAUUAUUGAGAAUCUGCACAUAAUUGUAUCCAAUUGUAUCUAAUUAAUAGCCCCAAAAGUGUCCACAGGUAAUGAUCUGUAGCAUACAAUCUGUUAAAAUGUAUAUAUUUAAUUCAAUUCAAUUUUAUUUAUAUAGCACCAAAUCACAACAAACUGUCGCCUCAAGGCGCUUUGUAUUGUGGGUAAAGACCCUACAAUAAUACAGAGAAAAC